Molecule: messenger RNA, 524 nt
Organism: Dendronephthya gigantea
Lineage: Eukaryota; Metazoa; Cnidaria; Anthozoa; Malacalcyonacea; Nephtheidae
Product: tubulin-specific chaperone A-like
Exons: 4
Coding region: 131-457 (108 amino acids)
Biological process (GO): tubulin complex assembly; post-chaperonin tubulin folding pathway
Cellular component (GO): microtubule cytoskeleton; cytosol
Molecular function (GO): beta-tubulin binding
Source: RefSeq, a predicted model, not a curated record
UUUUCAUUUUGAGGUUUGAAACAACAACAAGCAAAGUUUGCUGUUUGCCAGUCUUGUUUUGCUUCGCUUUGCAGAAACACAAGAAAAGAUCCUCCUUUAAAACUGAACAUUUUCCACACUUUUCCACACGAUGGCUUCAGAUCCUAGACUACGCCAGCUUAAAAUAAAAACAAACGUGGUAAAAAGGAUAGGAAAAGAAGUUAAAAUGUAUGAAAAGGAAUCACAAAGUUUGGAAGAAAAAGUCAGACAGAUGGAAAGCGAGGGAAAGGAUGAAUAUGACAUACGAAAACAGAAAGAAGUUUUAGCGGAAUCUAAAUCGAUGGUACCAGACACCAACAGAAGAUUAAAAACAGCGAUAGAAGAUCUUAAAUCAUAUAUGGGUGAAACUGAACAGGAGCUGUCUGAGAGCAGAGAAUUUGAGGAAGCAAAGACGUUGCUACAAGAUGUUGAUUCUUAAACUUUUUAAAACAGUCUUACUCAGAUAGAUUUUCAUUUCAUUAUGGUGUAAUAUAGACAUUUCAAUU